Messenger RNA from Aegilops tauschii subsp. strangulata, 1330 nucleotides. RefSeq lists its product as uncharacterized. The record is from RefSeq and is a predicted model, not a curated record. Gene Ontology annotation, molecular function: methyltransferase activity. Lineage: Eukaryota; Viridiplantae; Streptophyta; Magnoliopsida; Poales; Poaceae.
CAGCGAGCUCCGGUAGAGCCAGAACGACGGCGGAGAAAAUCACCACAGCAUUUCCAGCAGAGCGGCCUAAAAUGGCAGCCAUUCUCGGGCGCGCCGGCACCACCGCCACCGGCGGCUUCCGGCGGCACCAUCAAGAAACCAGCCGCGGCGGCCGUCGGCGAGAUGCGGUCGUCGUCGCGGCCGUGACCGGCGCCGCGCCGCAGGAGGGGUCGCUGGAGCGGCCGGCGUGGUCCGGGGAGACGCCGGUGUCGCGGCUCGUCGCCGCGCUCAUCGCCUUCAAGCCGCUCUACUCCCUCAUGAAGCUCGCCUCCCGCGAGGUCAUCAUCAGGACGGCGGAGAAGUCCAACAUCCCGUGGAGGGAGAUGACGAGGAAGGUGCUGGAGUCGGACGUGUACGAGGUGUUCGAGAGGAUACGAGACCCCAAUAUCAUCUACCCUGACUAUUAUCUGAGCCCAUUCCACGCCUAUGACGAAGGGAACCUAUCAUGGCUGGCUGCAGCUGAGGCUGAGGCUGCAACCUUGUCGAUUGCAAAGAGGGCCAUACCCGAGGCUACUUCGAUCGAAGAAGCGAACCAGAUUGUUCGGGGAAACUGGAUGAAUGCAAUUGAGGAGCAUCACCUCAAGUACUCAGGGGAAAACUGCCAGAUCAAUGACAUUUUGGACAUUGGCUGCUCUGUUGGAGUGAGCACCAGAUACCUGGCUGAAAGGUUUCCUUCGGCUAAGGCUGUUGGACUAGAUCUAUCGCCCUACUUCCUGGCCGUGGCAGCACAGAAGGAAGAACAACUGUGUCGGCAAAACCCUAUUCGUUGGGUUCAUGCAAACGGUGAAGCGACUGGGUUGCCACCGAAUUCAUUCGACGUCGUCUCCCUUGCUUAUGUGUGCCACGAGUGUCCAGCAGGAGCAAUAAUCGGAUUAGCCAAGGAAGCAUUCAGAUUACUUCGUCCAGGAGGAACCAUCGCCUUAACCGACAACUCACCCAAAUCAAAAGUACUCCAGGAAUUAUCACCCGUUCUGUUCACUCUGAUGAAGAGCACCGAACCGUUCCUGGACGAGUACUACAUGCUGGAUCUGGAGGAGGCGCUGAGCCAAGCAGGCUUCGUCAAUGUGUGCUCCGUGCUGACAGACCCCAGGCACAGAACGGUCACUGCCACUGUGCCCUAUUGACUGCAUCACCAUGGUUCACCAAUGCACAGUUUUGUGUUGUAAACAGUCACAAAAGCUUAGUAACUUGGGAGCCAUUUGCAUUCAGGAAGAAAAUGAUCCUGCAACUUACCUACAGAAAUGCGAUGUACUUCCUCCGUUAGUGAUCUAAACGCUCUUAUAUUUCUUUA